Molecule: messenger RNA, 681 nt
Organism: Lasiosphaeria miniovina
Lineage: Eukaryota; Fungi; Ascomycota; Sordariomycetes; Sordariales; Lasiosphaeriaceae
Product: ankyrin repeat domain-containing protein
Exons: 7
Coding region: 1-681 (226 amino acids)
Cellular component (GO): nucleus; cytoplasm
Molecular function (GO): protein binding
Source: RefSeq, a predicted model, not a curated record
AUGGCGGCAGAGUCGAAGUUCGCCAUCCACGCGGCCGCUCGCGAGGGCAGGCUGGCCGCCGUCGAGUCUCUCCUAAAUGCGGAUCCAAGGCUCGCCCGUCUCAAGGAUGAAGAUGGACGCCUCCCCAUACACUGGGCGGCAUCUUCGAACCAGACCGAGAUCGCAACCCUGCUAAUCCAACAGAAGGACUUCGAUCCUGAUGCUCAGGAUGACAUGGGAUGGACACCGCUCAUGAUAUCCGCGAGUGUCAAGGACGGCGACAAGAUUAUCGAUCUACUCCUCUCCAAGGGGGCAGACACGGCGCUGCACUUUCUCGCCUCUAAGAACAACCUAGACGUAGCGCGCAAGCUCCUCGAGCAGAAGCCACCCGCCUCGACGCGCGUGCGCGACAAGCGCGGCCAGUAUCCGAUUCAUCGCGCCGCGGCCGUAGGUUCUGUCCCAAUGGUGAAGCUACUCCUAGAAAACCGGAGCCCGUUGGACGCGACGGACAGCGCAGGCUAUACGGCGCUGCAUCACGCCGUGGCCGAAGGGCGCGGCGACACGGCCGUGGCACUACUCAAGGCAGGCGCCGCGACGGACAAGAAGGACGCAGACGGGUGUCUAGCUCUAGAUCUUGCGCCGGACAGUGACGUGCGCAAGUUCAUUGAGCGGGAGGCGGAAAGGGAUGGGAUCGCGAUUUAA